Messenger RNA from Theobroma cacao (cacao), 1696 nucleotides. RefSeq names its product NDH-dependent cyclic electron flow 1 (gene PNSB1). Gene Ontology annotation, cellular component: NAD(P)H dehydrogenase complex (plastoquinone); chloroplast. The record is from RefSeq and is a predicted model, not a curated record. Gene Ontology annotation, biological process: photosynthetic electron transport in photosystem I. NCBI's taxonomy places the organism in Eukaryota, Viridiplantae, Streptophyta, Magnoliopsida, Malvales, Malvaceae.
AGCCUUCCAACUCGAAAAACCAGCAAAGAAAAUACAAACCAAACUGAAGAAAAGAAAAACUACACACACGCACAAAAAAAAAAAAUCCAUGGCUACUACUCUGUUACCCAAAACUGUUUAUCCAAUCCUUACAAACCGACCUUCAAUUCCGUCUGCCCACUUCACCACCAAGCCACCAUUUUUUAGCCCACUUGACCUCUCUCCAUGCACCAAAAGACCAAGUGUUCAAACCAAUGCUAAGAAAAAGAACCCAUGGCUAGACCCUUUUGAUGAUGGGGAGGACCCCAACAUGGAGUAUGGUUCGUUGUUUACUGAUGGUAAGCAAGAAGAAGAUCCUAGACCACCUGACAACCCGGAUAACCCUUAUGGGUUCUUGAAAUUCCCAAUGGGUUUCGCUGUGGAGCUGGCUUCAUUGCCUUUGAAAAUAAGAGGUGAUGUUAGGAGAUGUUGCUGUGUGAUUUCUGGUGGUGUCUAUGAAAACUUGCUGUUUUUUCCUGCUAUUCAGUUGAUCAAGGACAGAUACCCUGGUGUUCAAGUGGAUGUAUUGGCAUCAGAAAGAGGAAAGCAGACUUAUGAGUUGAACAAGAAUGUGAGAUGGGCUAAUGCUUAUGAUCCUGAUGAUGAGUGGCCUGAGCCUGCUGAAUACACUGACAUGGUUGGACUUCUUAAGAGUAGGUAUUAUGACAUGGUUUUGUCAACCAAACUGGCGGGGCUAGGCCAUGCAGCAUUCUUGUUUAUGACAACCGCUCGUGAUAGAGUCAGCUACAUUUACCCAAAUGUGAAUGCAGCAGGAGCAGGAUUACUUCUAUCAGAAACUUUUACAGCAGAUAGUAUGAAUCUUUCAGAAGGAGGAUAUAACAUGUACCAUCAGAUGGUUGAUUGGUUGGGAAGACCUUUUCGGAGUGUCCCAAGGCACUCUGUUGGCCCACUAAGAGUGUCAAUUUCAAGGAAGCUGAAGAAGGUUGUAGCAGAAAAAUACAGGACUGCAGGUGCAGAGAAAGGAAAAUAUAUUGUGAUUCAUGGAAUAGAAUCAGAUUCAAAGGCUUCAAUGCAGUCUAGGGGUGAUACUGAUAGCUUGCUUCCCAUUCAAGUAUGGGCUGAAAUCGCCAAGGAUAUAAGGGGAUUUAAGCCACUUUUGGUCAUUCCACAUGAGAAAGAAAGAGAAAAUGUGGAGGAGGUCGUAGGAGAUGAUGCUAGUAUUGUGUUCAUCACUACCCCAGGGCAGCUGGCUGCUCUCAUAAAUGAUUCAGCUGGGGUGAUUGCUACAAAUACAGCAGCUAUCCAACUUGCGGGUGCACGUGAAAAACCAAGCAUCGGUCUGUUUUGCUCUAAGCAGAAGGGGAAACUUUUUGUUCCCAAUCCAGAAGAGAAGAAAUGCGCCAUUGUCUCAUCCAAGACAGGAAAGUUAAGAGAUGUAGAAGUUGAGGCUGUUAAACAAGCCAUGCAAAUAUUUGAUAUGUCCUUUGCUCUAGUAUAGCAUUGUCUCAUCGAAGACAGGAAAGUUAAGAGAUGUAGAAGUUGAGGCUGUUAAACAAGCCAUGCAAAUAUUUGAUAUGUCCUUUGCUCUAGUAUAGGAGAUUUUGAUCACUGAUUCUUCAGAUCUUGUUCCUUAUUUUCCAUUUCAUUUCUGUUUGUAUUCCAUUUUGCAUAUUGCAAGAUAAGUAAUAAAUUAUAUACAUCUUGAAGGUGGGGCAUA